GUCCGUAUCUUCCCCUUCAGAAGCAGAAUUUGAUGCUGUGGUUGGGUAUUUAGAGGAUAUUAUAAUGGAUGAUGAUUUUCAGUUAUUACAAAGUAGCUUUAUGGAGAAACACUACCAGGAAUUUGAGGAUUCAGAAGAAAACAAACUCAUCUACACUUCCAUUUUUAAUGAAUAUAUUUGUUUAGUAGAGAAAUACAUUGAAGAAAAACUCCUUGACAGAAUUCCUGGUUUUAGUAUGGCUGCUUUCACUAUGUCAUUACAACAGCACAAAGAAGAAAUGGCAGGUGAUAUAUUUGACAUGCUUCUCACAUUUACUGAUUUUCUAGCCUUCAAAGAAAUGUUCCUGGAUUACCGAGCUGAAAAAGAAGGUCGUGGUCUGGAUUUAAGCAGUGGGUUAGUGGUGACAUCGUUAAGCAAGUCCUCAGUAUCUUCAUCCUAGAAUAGUUUGACACUAGUUCUUAUCUCUAGAUAAGUGCUGCUGCUUUCAUUUUUGGAUAUUCAAAACCCUAAAUAGUAGUGGAUCACAGUAUUUUGCUUGAUGAAAGGUAAUUCACUGACUAAGUUUUGAAAGGCCUGAUCCGCUAAACUGUCCUUAUGAAUUACUGAUAGUAUUGGAUGAGCAUAAGACAAUAAUUUCAAGCCUUUCUAAAAAUUAAUUGCUUUUUAAUAUUUCGAUAACAUCUACACCCCAGCCAAUAUGGACUAUUUGUCAAGAAGCUCAUUGCUUCUGAGGGAGUUCAUUAGCUGGGAUAUGUUUGCUCUUGGUUUAAAUGACAACUCAGAUAUCUUAUUUCCACAUAUAAUAAUAAUAAUAAUAAUAAUAAUAAUAAUAAUGAUAAUAAUAAACCCUUCAAGACAGGAAUAAUAUAAAACAAGUAUUGUAACCUGCUCUGGGAAAGCUGGUUACAAAUCCACCAACUUUGAUUUUUUUCACAUUCUCAGAACCAUUUAUUUUUAUUUUAAGAAACAUUUUUCAGCUUACUCUUAAACACUGCAUCUUCUCUAUUGGAGAAGAAUAUGGUUUGACAUGUAUAUAUUUUAGGCUGAGAAUGCACUUUCAGUUCAGCAGUCAUUAUAGAUGUGUGUGUGCAUGUGUAUCCACCAAUGGACUGUUACCCAGUUUCAGUCGUAUAAAAAUAGAGCUUGGUCCAGAGUUUUGAGGAAAUAGCAGAAGAUCACAAGCCUCCUGGGUGAUGUAGGUAUGCCAGCAAAACUUCUGGUAGGAAUGCGGCUAGGCUGACAGGAAGUAGCUUGUUCUGGUUUAAUUUGUGUAAUUUUGGAGGGAGGAUGAGCAUAACUGCUGGCAACAAAACCUUUAUGUCUGCAUAUGCUACGCCUUUACUAGUGGGCCAGCUGUGGCCAAAAAAACUAUGCAACAUACACAAGCCCUUGUAAAGUUCUAUGAUCAGUUUUGAACUUAGGCUCUGUCAGCAUUACAAAACAAAUCAUGUCCAAGGUGGCAUUAAAACCAUAAACUUAGCCUUUCCUACUUUUUGUGUUAUUGCAGCUACAUGAGUCUACCAGUAGGCUAAACUCCUGGUUCUGCCAAAUGUGGCUAUUUUUGCCACCAUGAUAUCCAACUCGCUAGAGGGCAUGUUGGUAAAAGCACUCGUGUCUAGUACGUACUGGUACUUGCAUUGCUGGCAAUGAUGUGAAAUGGUAUAAAAAACUGUAGAAUCCUAAUGCUUUAGCAGUAUCUUGGUCUGUACUAAACCUAGAAAUACAGCUGUAAAUAACUUUUUGAAUUUCCAUGAGGCUGUGAUCAUAGCUGCAUAUGUCUGCUGCUGGUGUUGUCCCAUAAUUCUGUUAGAAACCUUCCAUACGAACACUUUAUUUAUUUAAAUGCCUCCCCUGGAAGGUGUUGUACCUCUUCUAAUAAACCACUUAGUGAUCUUGACUUUGACUUGUCAACAGUCACACCUUAAAACAAAGCAUAAGAUCACAAAAGGAGUCUCUGUUUUUAUGAGCCUUUUUUAAAAUCUUUGUCGUCUCUGUGAAUGUGCUGUAGGGAAGAAAAUGCUUUGGAAUAUUUUUCAUAUAAAAGUAGUUCUACAGGUUUUCUUUUAUUGAACAUCAAAUGAGGUAAAUUUUAAUUGUAUUCAGUAAAAGGCUAAACUGUAACCUUUUUUUUAUUCUGUGUUGUUAAAGAUUUGCUAUCGUAAACCCCCAAUUUCCACAGGGGAAGUCCUGUGCAUUGAAGCCACUGGGCUCUGUGCAGACAUGGUGUCUACUGAUACAGAUUUAAUUGUAAGAUUAGGGCCUAAAUUUGCUAGGACAAAGUAGCAGCUGAAGUAAACUGACAUCUUUCCGGAGAUCAGUGGAGCUAGGGCGGGUCAGACCAGCUGAAGCCCUGCGUCAAGAUGGUGGGCACAAAUUACAAGUCUUUGCCUGCAGCUUCUGCCAGAAAUAAGAGUUCUCAUGGGCAUGUAGUCUAGCACUCACAAUAGCACAGGUAGUUUGGAAAGAGUAGGUGGAAACAUCUGACAAGUCAUUUGUCCCCAGAAGGGUUUAUCAGAGCACUGGGUUAAGCUUUUGAUGCAAGCUGAAUGUAGUAUCCUCAGUCAUUUUAAGAAUGUAUU
This is a messenger RNA of Gavialis gangeticus (Gharial), 2579 nucleotides long. RefSeq names its product ADP ribosylation factor like GTPase 2 binding protein (gene ARL2BP). The transcript has 6 exons. NCBI's taxonomy places the organism in Eukaryota, Metazoa, Chordata, Crocodylia, Gavialidae. Gene Ontology annotation, biological process: maintenance of protein location in nucleus; positive regulation of tyrosine phosphorylation of STAT protein. The record is from RefSeq and is a predicted model, not a curated record. The coding region runs from base 65 to 439 and encodes 124 amino acids. Gene Ontology annotation, cellular component: mitochondrial intermembrane space.